CUUUCACUCACGUAUACUUUACGUCGUCCUCUACGCCAAAGUCUUUUGGCCCACGGUCACCCACCAAAGUCGUUUAGGUCAUCGGCAUCCGUAUUUCCGCCACCUAAACAACAUCUUCGACGACAUACGCAAAAACAUCGCCAUGCACAGCACAAUGGCAACCACAGCCAUGGCUUCCCAACUCAUCGGGGCUACCAGCAACUGCAUUCCCGAGGAGCCCAGCGUUUCUUCUGUCGCACCCUCCCUCACCUACUCGGAAGAGUCAGAGGAUCAAGAUGAGGAAAUCCAAGCCCCUAGGAGGCGGCGCGCUUCGACCCGCCUCAUUGCCCAAAGCCCUGCCGACAUCCAGCGUAUCACAGGCGAGUCGACAGCUCAAUUGAUCCAGAGAUGCUGCGGCGGCGGCUGCUGCAUGAAGCUGGGUGCCAAGAAGGAGGGCCUCGAAUACGAGAGCAUCCCCUUCCCCGAUAACCACGCGUACAAGUCACUCGCCCUUAAGAUUGGCGACAUCCCCACAAAGUUGACCAACAUCGCCGACUUGCCCGAGCAAACCGUCUUCUUCGAGCCCGUACCUCGUUCCACUGCCACCCCCGCAAUCGCCUCGUCUCCCACAGACUCGGCAAUCUCUCUGGGUGCUGAUGCACGCGAGGACAAGACGGCAGAGACACUCGCCACUGUCCAGAACCAGUUCAAGGACUUCACAAUCGACAACAUCGAUACCGCCCGAGAGCCUCCCAGAUACGUUCAACCCCACCCGCCUUACCACGUCUACGCCGCCCGCAUCGACUCGACCCGCGAGUUAACCAAGCCCGGCGCCGAGAAGCGCACCUACCACUUCGACCUUGAUAUCACAAGCUACCCGGGCGAGGAAGACAUGGACUUCAGGGUCGGCGGUGCCAUUGGUGUUAUGGCCCCCAACGAUAAGGAGUGUGUCGACGACGUUUUCGACGCCCUCAUGGUGCCUCGGUUCCUUCGGGACAAGCCGGUCCUGAUGAAGACCACCAAGGGCCGCUGGCCUACCGUGUGGGGCGACGACCAGGCCCGUGAGAUGGUCACCACGCGCCGGGACUUGCUUACUUGGUGCUCCGAUAUCCAGUCCUACCCGCCGACCAAGCAGCUUCUGCGCAUUCUUGCCGAGUACGCCGAGGACCUUAAUGAGAAGAAGUUGUUGACGUACCUUUGUGCCGCCGAAGGCCAGGGCGUCUUCUGCGACUUCCGCACCGGACCUCACGUUUCUCUUUCCCAGCUCUUGCACGCGUUCCCCAGCUCCCACCCGCCCAUGGAUCUCCUGCUGUCUUCCCUGCAGACGUUGAUGCCUCGCUUCUACUCCCUGUCCAAUGACCCGCACGACGCUUACAAGACGCGCGAUGGCAAGGUGCACCGGCUGAUUGAGAUUGCCGUCACGGUUCAUGAGACUGCUGACUGGCGUCGCGGCCUCCGUACCGGUAUUGGCUCCGGUUUCUUCGAGCGCCAGGCCCAAAAGUGGCUGGAGGCGAAGCGCAACGGGGAGACCCCAGAGAUCCACAUCCCCAUGUUCAAGGGCCUCAUGGCCAAUCCUCUCGCCAAGCAAUUUGUUUCCGACGGCCCCAUGCUCCUCAUUGGUGCUGGCGUUGGCAUCGCUCCGUUCAGAGGCUUCGUCCAGCGUCGCUUGAAGACGGCCAACUGCGCAAACAAGGUCUGGGUUCUCCAGGGCAUUCGUGACUCGCUUGUCGACGAGAUCUACAGCGGCGAGUGGGGCGUCCACGAGGACGAGGUCAAGCGUGUUGUCCAGAGCCGUCGCGGCGAGAGUCGUUACGUCCAAGAGGAGGUGCGCAACCAGGCCGACCUGGUGUGGUACAUAGCCAACGCUGUCGACGGUCGUGUCUUCGUGUGCGGAAGCACCAAGGGCAUGGGCGAGGGCGUCGAAGAGGCUCUCGUCGAUGUGGCCAUGCAAAAGGGCAAUCUCGAACGCGAGGAGGCGAAGAAGUACUGGGAGCUCAAGAAGGAGGCCGGCCAGUACAUUGCCGAGACAUGGUAAGGUUGUGGUGGGCGGGCACACCCCGCCACUUUAUAAGUCUCCUACCAAAGGCCCCAAAAGUCCGCCAGUGCCGGAGGGAUGCGAAUUCGGUGAUUACAUGGUCGGGGCGGGCGGC
Colletotrichum acutatum is the source of this 2129-nucleotide messenger RNA. Its product is annotated as FAD binding domain-containing protein. Gene Ontology annotation, biological process: homocysteine metabolic process. Bases 143 to 2014 code for a protein of 623 amino acids. The record is from RefSeq and is a predicted model, not a curated record. Lineage: Eukaryota; Fungi; Ascomycota; Sordariomycetes; Glomerellales; Glomerellaceae. The transcript has a single exon. Gene Ontology annotation, molecular function: [methionine synthase] reductase (NADPH) activity; flavin adenine dinucleotide binding; FMN binding. Gene Ontology annotation, cellular component: cytosol.